Labeo rohita (rohu) is the source of this 4370-nucleotide messenger RNA. RefSeq names its product shisa family member 9a (gene shisa9a). The record is from RefSeq and is a predicted model, not a curated record. The transcript is spliced from 4 exons. Gene Ontology annotation, cellular component: postsynaptic density; AMPA glutamate receptor complex; postsynaptic membrane. Gene Ontology annotation, biological process: regulation of short-term neuronal synaptic plasticity; regulation of AMPA receptor activity. The coding region runs from base 308 to 1462 and encodes 384 amino acids. Lineage: Eukaryota; Metazoa; Chordata; Actinopteri; Cypriniformes; Cyprinidae.
CUCCACAGUUCUGCCUCAGCUCCCCUGUCUUCAUCACAAACAAAGACAGCCUUCAGGGUAGUUGGCGCAGUGGUUUCAGAGCGCUAAAAAGUACUUGAGCAUCAACAGAACAAUUGGGAUUGAGAUCAACAGCUGUCAGAGUGGACUUUACAAACAUCUGCGGUCUUAAUUUACCUCUUUUAAAAUGCAAACCUCCCCGAAUGGCUUUGUUCACUCGUGUGGAUUUAUGCCCUGCUGUCAGUGGUAGUACCAAGUCGUUUCUCUGUCUCAGUUGUUCCUCCAAAGGAAGCCUCCAGGAGACUACAGGAUGAAAUGGACAGUCUUGCUGUUAGAAUACUUCUUGGUCAAAGUUCUGGUGCUGUUGUGCAGCGCGGUCGGGGAAGCGCAGCAGCAGCAGCUCGAGGGCUUUAUAAUGCUCUCUGGAUCCAAUGGGUCCCGGGAUGAGGAGAGCGUUUCUGAACCUCCACAUACUGAGGACAAAUGUCGGGGAUACUAUGAUGUCAUGGGACAGUGGGACCCGCCGUUCGUUUGCCAAACUGGCAAUUAUUUAUAUUGUUGCGGCACUUGUGGCUUCAGAUUUUGCUGCGCUUAUAAAAACUCUCGUUUGGAUCAGAGCACCUGCAAAAAUUACGACACACCAGUAUGGUUAACAGGACAGCCACCGUAUAAGAAAACCCUAGACCCUAGACACGAUCCAACCAAGGAUAAAACAAACUUGAUUGUGUAUAUAAUAUGUGGAGUAGUGGCAAUCAUGGCACUGGUCGGGAUAUUUACCAAACUUGGACUAGAAAAGGCUCACAGACCUCACAGAGAGAGCAUGUCUCGAGCUGUUGCGAGCGUCAUGCAAGGCGCCCGUCAGGGUCAGCACGAGGAGGCCAUCGGAAUGCACACACAGCAUUAUGACACUGUGCAGGCGAGGGCAAACAACAUGCAAGGCGGCCAGAUAAACAACAUGAUGCAAACGCACCCGUAUCCAGCCCUCAGCCAGCUGUCCCAUGUCUAUGAGCAACAGCAAACGGCAAAAGAGCACAACAAAUACGCCUCACUGAAGGCUGUGGCUGCCAAAGCCAACGGUGAUUUCCUCAACAAGCAGCACCGCCACUUGGUCGAGUUGGCGGCUAAGGGAACCCUGCCACUUCAUCCAGUCAGAAUGGAGCAUGUGGAGCCCACGGCUUCCUACGUCACAGAGGUCCCGUGCCUCAAACAAAAUGGACAGAAGCCCAAGAGCAUUAAACCCACCGUGGCCCAUCCCGCAAUGGCCUACAGCUCCAACACCAUCGCAAACCCCGGCAUGCUGAGGAGCUGGGAGGCCGCAGAGACUGCAGGUCGACGCAAAACCUACGGCCCAAGGAAGAUGUGCACGGUAGAGCAGAUUAAUGAGCUACACACUGCCCGCAGUCAUCAUUACCUACCCACGCAACCCUACUUUGUAACCAACAGUAAGACAGAGGUGACUGUGUAAGAAGCUGAAUACAUUUCAAAGCAAGCAGCAGAGAGCCAAAAGUGAUUAUCGUCAUGAAACGAUUUUCCACACUGCCCCUAGUGGACUGGAGGCACAACAGGGGUGAGCAUGUCACGUCCUCACAAUAACAUCAGCUGACAGUGAGGCCAGGGAGACUUGGAAACGUUCACCACUAUUUAUAUCCACUGUAACAAUGAUGUGUUUGUGUUCCGUCAAUGAAAUGGGAAAAGGAAACAGAUGUAAAGAAUUGGCACAUGAAAAGUUUCAGAUCAAUAGCAAUAAGAUCUAAUAAACGUGCACGAAAGUGAGAGAGAUGAGACAUUACAGAAAUGAAACAUACUGUAUUAUCGAUCCCAGAUAUUAAAGGGCUGGCACGGAGUGCGAAACAUAGGGUGAUGCUCUUAUCUGAAAUAAUAUAGCGAAAAUUUGUCGGAUGUGAUAUGGAUUUGAUAAAAGACUAAGGCUGUGCCUUUUGUUUUGUCAUUAUAAAGCACCUCGGUCAAGCAACUAAAAAAACUGAUGUUUGAGUCCGAAGAGUACUGAAUAUUUCAUGCGAAGGUAGCAUUGCCAUGCCAUGAGCAACACUGUUAAAGAACAUGGAAGCUUGGGCACAACUCAUGUCUUUGGAAAUACAUGUGGUCUCUUUUUGCGUACAUUCGGCAUUACUUUUUUUAUGUGUACUCUCAAAUGCAUACAAGCAUGUUGAAAUAUUUGUCAAAAUGUCAUCAGUAGGUGUAUCUGCUGCCACAUGUACUGUAAGGUUUUUUUGCACUUUUACAAAUGUGUUGUGCGGAAGGUACAUAUUUAUUUAUUUAUUUAUUUAUUUAUUUUCCCCCCAGACAAAUGCGACUUAUGAUGAAAAAGACCAUCGAGUAUAUUUAUACCAUUGCCAGUAUAUGUAUGCAAAUUAUACAGUACAUUGUGCCAAGAAGUAGCUGGUUGAAGUUAUUGUGUUCAGCAUUAUAUUAAUUUAUUUUCUGUUUUAUUCAAUAGUGUGUUUGAGAGGAAAAUGUUUCUGUUGCUACAUCAUUAUCUAAUGGAGUGGUAGUUCUGGAGAUGUACUUUAAACUGGAAUAAAAUAAGCUUUUUCUUUCCUCAUUCGCUUCAUCUUUAUUUUCCCCUUCCAUUGCUGUCUUUGAUGCUAACAGGAUGUUGCAUUGUGAUGUUUUCGUAAACAGGUCGAUGAACUUUGUUGUAUCCAAUUGAGUUAAUUCAGCAAUGCGUAAACCUGGAAAUAUCAACCCAAAGAACUUGACCCGCUCCUGCACUUCCGGCUGAUUGCUGGGGAACCAGAUCAUGUGGAAUAACUCUAGUCUGGGACGGAUCCUGUCAGCCUCACUGCCUGUUAAAAUGUCUGUCUACUCCAUGCUAAAUUUGUUGUGUAGCGUGCAUGAGUAGUAAGCAGUUUCGUAACAUGCAGCACCUUUUCAUUCAUUUCCUUUCUUCUACCACACAUUAAUGCUGAAGUAAAGAGCAUAAGAAUAAAGUAUAGAAUAUAACCGUACACCGGAAAGUGUUUAAAUAUCCCCUAAGACACUCUCUCGCCAAAUUCUGAGGUCCAUCACAAGGUGUUGUGGUGUUUUGUUAGAAAUAGCCAGAGAACAGGCAGCAAGUCUUUCAUCUCCUGCAACUUCGAGGAAGUCCCAGAUGAGGAGCAGGGAAGGAAAGGGCUCUGAUUGAUUUGAUUCAGGCACUUUGAGCAAGAAUAAGCCAGCUAAUCCAAUCCUCAGCUGCACGCAUUCACCUCUGAACAGGUGCCUGGAAACAGCCAGAGAUUGAAUGAGCCUGUUUCUGUGGGGGCCUUGUUGAGCUGCCAGAAAUCAAAGUUCUGCUCGGUGAAUUAAGAUUGAGGGUGCGAGUGACCUAGUUAACCGAAUCAGCACCGGCCUGUUCGGCAUACAGGCACAAAGUAAUAGGAGAGCGGGUGGUCGAUUGCGUUUGUUUCCUGAGGUCUCAGCCUUGCAUUUUUCCAUAGCUUUAAAUGGAGAGGGAAAAAAAAAACUAUAUUAUUCUACAGAAAACUUAAUGUAUAUGGCUCAUCUGGCUUUUUAUAUAGGAUGUACAGUAUUGUAAUGUAUGCCAGGUUACCCAAUCACAUUACACAAAACCAGUGACUAGUUUCAUUUAAAAUAUUAUCAAAUUAUACCAAUAUAAGGCAAAAAGAAAGAUGAUAGAUUUACCCGUAUUCAUUUAGCAGAUGCUUUUAUCCAAAGUGACUUAAUAUAUGUGCUACAAUACAAAACUGCUCAGAAAUGUCUGAGCCAGAAGUUUGAGCCUUUAUGUUUUCAUAUUUUAGCGUGAAUUAACACUUGAGUGUUUAGAUAACAGGGUAAAAUAAAUAAAUGGAUGAAGUUUAAUUACUUGCAUUCUUUAUCAAUAAAUGAUUAAUUUAUAAAUCAAUCAAUGCAUGAAUGUUAGGUUAGGUUAGUUCGUUUCAUACAUAAAAACAAGCGAUGAUCACAGCAUAUUCACAAAUAUGACGCACUCGCUGAUUUGCGUUUUAUACUCCAGUCAGAAAUCUCCAAAUUAAGCGCACAACCUAAUUUUAAUUAAGGGAGAAAUGAGGUUGAGGAAUAGUAUUGACUGUGAUUAAUUAACUGAGCCUGAGAUAAGUCUGAUUGUUAUGAGGUUAUGAUUAAUUUGAAGUUGGAAAAUGAUAAUUUGGACCUAUACUGGAUACUGAGAAACUAAUCAGAUUCAAGGGCUUAUCUUUUUCUUUUCAUAGUUUGUAUUGCUACUUGUCCUUAUGUAUGAGUGUACAAUGCAGUUCAUUUUGUUUACAGUGCUGUUACUUUAGGAUAUGUCGCCACAUGGCAGAUAAGCUGAAUUUAAAACUGUAAUGUAAAUAAUAUUUUUGUGCAGUGUAUUUGUAUACAUAUGACAUUUAUUAAAGAUAUGCUAAACUGGA